Messenger RNA from Penicillium macrosclerotiorum, 996 nucleotides. RefSeq lists its product as uncharacterized. The transcript has a single exon. Lineage: Eukaryota; Fungi; Ascomycota; Eurotiomycetes; Eurotiales; Aspergillaceae. The record is from RefSeq and is a predicted model, not a curated record. The coding region runs from base 1 to 996 and encodes 331 amino acids.
AUGGGUGGCCCCUACGCCCCUCAAAUUGCCCAACUGGGUGGCCGCCCAACAGUCGACGUGGAUGUCCCCAUCUGCUCGAUUUUCCUUGCUCUCUUUCUCGCCUGCGGCAUCUGCCAUAUGACGAUCUUUCGUCGAAAUCUCGCUAGGGGUCACAAGUUUAUCCCCUCUGCGGUUACCUUUGGUUUUUGCAUGUCGCGGGUCGUCGCAAAUGUCAUGCGCAUCACCUGGGCUUGUUAUCCGAACAAUAUCCGCGUCGCUCUCGCCUCACAGAUUUUCGUCGCGGCCGGCGUUUUGCUCCUAUUCAUCCUGAACCUGCUCUAUGCGCAACGGAUGCUGCGUGCUGCAUUCCAAACAUUUGGCUGGUCAAGAGGGGUCUCCUGGGCAUUCAAGGUGCUGUAUAUACUGGUACUUCUAACCAUUAUCAUGAUCAUCACGGUUGUCAUUCAAAGCAUGUACACUCUCAACGCAAACACCCACCGCAUUGAUCGCGACAUCCAGCUCUACGGCGUUACCUACUUCGCCAUUGUUUCUUUCCUUCCUCUCCCGAUCGUGGCCCUCAUGCUGCUCUUCGUACAAGAGAAACACGUUGCCCCUUUUGGCUCGGGAUCCUGGCGCUCAAAGGCUCUCAUCGUCCUUACGGCCGGAACUCUUCUAUGUCUGGGUGCCUCGUUCCGUGCUGGCACAACUUGGAUGGCUCCCCGGCCGAUUACCGACCCGCCGCGCUAUAUGCACAAGGCUUGUUUCUAUGUGUUCGACUUCGGAAUUGACAUAUUGGUCGUGAUUAUCUUCCUGUUUGGUCGUGUCGAUAAGCGCUUCCAUGUGCCGAACGGUAGCUCCAAGGUGCGACACUACCGGGGCGAGCAGGACAUUCAGAAGAACCAACUCCACGAUCAGACUCAAGGUCUUGAUACCAACCAGGCACCGCAAGAUGUGGAGAAUAGUAGUACCGAGGGAAUCCCUUAUGCUUCUCGUCAAGACGAGAAGAUUAGUACUUGA